AUGGCCGAACACGCCUCCCGUGAGCCCGCACCAGCUACCAUCUUCACGCCUCUAAACUUCCUCUUCAUCGCCGCCAUUCUAUACGCGCUCUACCUGACCUUCCGCGCACCAACACCUGCGACGCUGCCUCGACCCCCGCCUCCCGUGGUCUUCAAGACCUACACGCCGCGCACGCUGCUGCCCUUCUCGGGCAACGACGGCGGACCUGUCUACUUUGCCGUGCGCGGCAAGGUCUUUGACGUCUCGCGCGGUCGCAAUUUCUACGGCCCAGGUGGUCCGUACUCCAACUUUGCUGGACGAGACGCGAGCAGGGGUCUGGCAUGCGGCAGCUUCGAUGAGGAGAUGCUGACGAAGGACCUGGAUGGACCGCUAGACACUCUGUCAGAUCUGGGAAGGGACGAAAUGGAGGCGUUGCAAGGAUGGGAGGAGAGAUUCAACGAGAAGUACGAUGUGGUAGGCCGCCUGGUCAGUGUGGGGGAGUUCAACCAGGGCAAGGCUUGA
Messenger RNA from Emericellopsis cladophorae, 501 nucleotides. Its product is annotated as Damage response protein-like protein. Lineage: Eukaryota; Fungi; Ascomycota; Sordariomycetes; Hypocreales; Bionectriaceae. Gene Ontology annotation, cellular component: endomembrane system; membrane. The coding region runs from base 1 to 501 and encodes 166 amino acids. The transcript is spliced from 2 exons. The record is from RefSeq and is a predicted model, not a curated record.